Drosophila willistoni is the source of this 1759-nucleotide messenger RNA. It is a transcript of the gene hebe, whose product is annotated as actin cytoskeleton-regulatory complex protein PAN1. The coding region runs from base 234 to 1616 and encodes 460 amino acids. NCBI's taxonomy places the organism in Eukaryota, Metazoa, Arthropoda, Insecta, Diptera, Drosophilidae. The record is from RefSeq and is a predicted model, not a curated record. The transcript is spliced from 2 exons.
AAAUCAAACCAAACCAAACCAAAAAAAAAAACAACAGUUAGCUCUCUUACGCUCUUAACCUGGCUAUCUUUCUAUCUUUCGUUGUCAACUCUCCCCCCAAUUGUCGUGGUUCCCAUUGAAGAGAGCACCGUUAGACUUGGCGAAAGAUCGAAGAUCGAAACGGAAACGGAAAGUAAAAGCGCCAAAUCUAUAGAAAAUUUUGUUCAAAAGCGAAAACCAACUCUCUCACAGAGAUGGCCGAGACAAUCAGCAACAACAACAACAAACCGAGCAUACAAAUCCGUAGUGGUCUACCCUCACCAUUGCCCGACAAGAGCCCCUCACCGGCCACCAAGCUACUGAUUAGCCAUGGCAAGCCCAACUUUACCAUAGCUCGAUCCCCGAAAGGCGAAGAGAAUGGCAAUCCAUUGUCACCGCCAGCGAAUGGCAAUAACAAUUACAAUGCCUUCAAGACUUCAAACAGCAGUGCCAACGUAAACAAUAGCAACAAAUUCAUCAUUGGCACCAAGUUCAAUGGCGUCUUUAAGCCCUCCAAUACAGCAGCCAAUUGGGCCACCAAUGGCAAUGGCAAUGCCAAUGGCACAGCCACCGACAAUGAGGCAGCCAAAGUUAUCUUACGUCGUCCCAAACAGGCGGAUCCGUUGUCACCACCCGUCGAGAAUGAUGAGAAUGUGCCCGAGUUCAUAAGACGCCAGCGACGCAUUCAAGAGCGUUUGGCUAAGGAGAAUGUAUUGGACUUUGAGAAUCGUCGUAGUGGUUAUUUCACUCAUGUCAUGAUCUCACCGGACUCCCCAAAUCGUACAUCAUUUGUCGAGACUAUGGCCAGUCCGGCUAUAGUUCCGGCCUUGGAAAUGCCAGCUCCGGUAUUCGAAAAGGUCGUUGAGGAGGAGCAAAUUCCAGUGCAAGUUACCAAAGAAGAGGAGCAAGCAAUUGUAACCAAUGGCAAUGGACACGUGGCUGAAGAGGAAGUUGCAGUUACCAACGGCAACGGCAAUGACCAUGUGGCUGAAGAGGAAGAUGCAGCAGUGGCUGCCCAGGAAGUGGCCCAGGCCAUUGAAGAGGUCAUCAAGGCUGUUGCCGGUGAGGCUGAUGAACCAGAAGCUGAACCAAAGGCUGUGGAGGAGAGCCAAGUCCAGCCAGAGGCAGUGCCAGCAGAGCCCGUUACUGUUCCAGCUCCGGUUGAGGCGCAAGUGGAGGUAGUGGAGCCAACAGUUGCCCCAGUUAGUCCAGUUACUCCAGUGGCCACAUCUCUGCAGCAGAAUGGACAGGCUGAACAAGAAGAAGAAGCCGCCAUAACCAUUUCCCACACCAAUGGCCAUACCAAUGGUGAAACGAAUGGCCAUGCCACCAAUGGCGAUGGCCCCAGCAUACCAGCACCCGAUCCAAGCGGUGCUUUGGGUGUCAACUAUGAGCCAAAGACCGUGGUCAGCUUCUCCCAGGAAUUGGGUAGCGGUGAGAAUAAUUAUCCCGACACAGUCAAGGUGGAGACAACUUCCGAGUCCACAUCGGCGGCCGAUGGUGAGCUCAAGGAAUUGACUAAACUGAAAUUCGACAUCAAGAGCGAUGAACAGAAUGAGGUUCAGGUGACUCCCGUUCUGCGUGCCGCCGAGGAGUGAGUCCAUUAUCUGGCCAGGAUCUAGUGUAAUUCUUUUGUUAUAUAUAUACAACAUAUGCUUACAUGGAACCAAAUGUAAUGUGUAAUAUGUGUGCGUGUAUUUUUUGUGUUUUUGCCACAAUAAGUAAGUUGAUUGAUCAUUGA